AUCACUUUCCACGAGUUCGUCCGCGGGUUUCGCGGCGCCACGCAACCGCAGAGGCGGCGGAGCGACCGCGGGGAACUCCCCGAAGAGGGGGGCGACGCGUCUGUUGCCUUCGCCGGGGUGGCGGCGGCGGGAUCUGCGGUGGGUCCCAGCCAGGCCUGGCGGGAAUUUGAGCUCCGGCUCGGGGAGGAGGCGGGGUACAUUCCCAGGCAAGAGCAGGUCAGCAUUCUGUAUCAGAACAUCAAUAUAGUGGAACCACGAUUAAUUCAACCAUAUGAAAAUGUUAUUAAGAACUUCAUUAGAGAGAUCAAGCUGCAGAGUACAGAAAUGGAGAACUUGGCCAUAGCUGUAAAAAGAGCACAAGAUAAAGCAGCUAUGCAGCUUGGAGAACUAGAAGAGGAGAUGGAGCAGCGCAUACAGGCUACAGAACAUAAAAUCAAGAAGGAGGAAAAGCGGAAAGCAGAAGAAGCUUUGAAUGAUCUCAAGCGCCAGUAUGAAGCUGAAGUGGGUGAUCUCCAAGUGACAAUAAAGAAGUUAAAAAUGCUUGAGGAACAAUCCAAAAACAUUAAUCACAAAGAAGAUUUGGCAGUACUAAAAAGGAGGAUACAUGAUCUGACCUUGGAAAAUCAGAAACUUAAAAAAGAUCUUAUGGAAGCACAGACAAAUAUAGCUUUCCUUCAGAGUGAAUUAGAUACUUUGAAAAGUGAUAUUGCAGAUCAAAGUUUGAAUUCAGAAAGGGAUCUAGACAUGAUCAGAGAGUACACUGAAGACAGAGAUAGCUUGGAGAGGCAGAUAGCAAUAUUACAGUCAGCUAACAGGAAACUACAUGACAGUAAUGAUGGCUUAAGAAGUGCAUUAGAGAAUAGCUGGAGCAUAUACAACAGAUCUCUGCGACUAACAAAUACUUCCCCUGGAAACACAAUGCCCAGAAACAGUCCCAGAUGUGGUGAUGGCCUUUCUCCCCAAAAUCCACAAUAUGACAGGCUAUCUCAUUCAUCCUAUGUGGAUGAAGACUAUGAUUCCCUCGCACUUUGUGAUCCAAUGCAGAGGAUAAACUGUGAAGUUGACAGCUUGCCUGAAAGUUGCUUUGAUAGCGGCUUGUCUACAUUAAGAGACUCAAAUGAAUAUGAUUCAGAAGUGGAAUCCAAGCAUCAAAGAGCAUCUCAGAAAACAGAGUGUCGGCAGGAAAGCUUCAUGGGUGAUGCUUCUGAUACAGAUGUCCCAGAUAUACGAGAUGAAGAGGUAUACAGUCCUGAUGAUGUAAGUACAGUAUUGGAUUGGAAGCCCAGCCAGCCAGUCAGUCGAAGCAGUUCUGGAGCUUCAACAAGGAAACCCAUCCCUGCAAUCUCUCCACAGGUUGAUUCCAUAGACUGCAACUCCAGAUACCCAAGUUCAGACAAGGCUUACAAGAUAGUUCUUGCUGGGGAUGCAGCUGUUGGAAAAUCCAGCUUUCUUAUGAGGCUUUGCAAAAAUGAAUUUCGAGGGAACACCAGUGCAACUCUGGGGGUUGACUUUCAAAUGAAGAGACUCAUUGUUGAUGGAGAACCUACGGUGCUGCAGCUUUGGGAUACAGCUGGUCAAGAGAGGUUCCGAAGUAUUGCUAAGUCUUACUUCAGAAGAGCAGAUGGAGUGCUUUUACUGUAUGAUGUUACCUGCGAAAAAAGCUUUCUUAAUGUACGAGAAUGGGUAGAUAUGAUAGCGGAUGCCACACAUGAAAAUAUCCCAAUCAUGAUGGUGGGAAACAAAUCAGAUCUUCGUCAAAUGGCUUCUGAACAAGGAGUUAAAUGUGUACCUCUCAGCUAUGGAGAAAAGUUGGCCAUGGCUUACAGUGCACUAUUCUGUGAAACAAGUGCUAAAGAUGGUUCUAAUAUUGUCGAGGCAGUGCUUCAUCUUGCUCGAGAAGUGCGAAAAAGAAGUGAUAGCAAAGAUGAUGAUAGGUCAGUCACUAAGCUGGCUGGGACAACGCUAAAAAAGUCUUCGCUCACCAAAACCUGCUGCAGUGUUUAGAGAAUUAACUGCUUGGCCCUAAAGAUACAAACUUCUGUGGCAAUGGAAGAAGAAAAAGUGAAAAGCAUAGGUUGUACCAGAUGAUCAGCAAAAAGAAAGAUGGAACUAACGUUUCAGUCACCAGGCCCGUAAAGAGUAUCUAAGCAGAUUCAGAUACCUUGCUUAUUGAAGAAAAGCAAACCAAAAAGUAUAAAAUUCUUUGUUCAUCAGCAUCACUCACAUGUUCAUUUGUGCAGUUAAAGUCAUUCCACCUCAAAUCAGCUGUGCCUUCAUAAACCAACUUGCCUGGAUAAAAAUGAAUCCCCCCCAUGCAUCUUACUGUGUUUAUAUAAAUGUUACCUUUUUAAAAAAACAUGGGAGUGCUACAGACCAUUCUCUGCCUUGCAUUGUGAAGACAUUUGUGAUUCUUCAUCACUAAUCUUAAAACUUGCACAGUGGUUGUUUUGAAGGGUUUUCUGGAACAUUGAACUUUUCCAUACUGUGCAGCUUUGAGAUCCCAGAAAAAGCACUGAUGACUUGCAAAUUGAACCUGAAUUGGGAAGAAAAAUACAACUAUCUAGAACUAAACAGAAAUGUGCCCCUUCUGAUGCUGAAUUCAGAAUGCUGUUGCUGGUAUUAGGAUCUCUGGGUGGAAUGUAUAUAACACAGGUGGCUUCUUCAUCUGACAAGUGCCGUCUUGGUAUGUUGGGACUAUAACUCCGUGUUCUUUUGAAAUACUAGAAGUUGAAGUCCCAGCACUUCUGGAGGACGCUACAUGGGGAAUGGCUAUUAUAAAAUUUAGUGGUUAAAGAUAACCUAGAGAUCACUCUAGUUGUAAAUAUUGUUGCAUACCGACAUAUAUUGCAUAUCAAUAUACCAUUUCAGACAACUUAGCAAAGCAGAAAGAAAACUGGGCUAGAAAGCUUUGCCCUAAUGUUUAAUUUUGUGUAUCAGUAGACUAAAGAUGCAAACGGUAUUUCUUCAUGAAAGCUUUCACCUGCAUCUGAAGUUGUAAAGCCUAGCGUUCUAGUGAAAAGUAGCUAAAUCGUGUGCUGCUUCUUCAAGACUUUCUCUUUUUUUCCUGCCAAUAUUCUCAGAAUUUGGAACCACUGGAUACUUUAUAACUAAGGGUUCUAACCCAUGUGUGUGCACAUGUGUAGUGAAUUUAUAAUGAUCACAUUGGGGGUACUUCUCCUGUCCACAUGCUGCAUUUUAAAGAUUCACUCCUCCUCCUCCUGAAUUUAAGGGAAUAGAAGGCGAACUAUAUGCAUUAUGUUUGUGUCUUGGCAUGGAUAAACAGAAGUGAGACCUGAGAAAUUCAUUACCUUCCCUUCUCCCCAGAAUAAUGAGCUACAUUCUGAAUUAGAUCAGUGACACUCAAGCUGUUUUCUAGUGUCUGUGUACUUCGCUUUCACCAGGAAGGACCAGCAUUUGUGAAACUUGAUCAAAAGCCUUAUUCUUGCUCUGGGUCUGAGUUGAAAAUGAAAGGUACAAGGCCUCAUUGAAAGAAAUACUGGAAAGCAAAUUUCUAUGUAAAUAAUAUUGAAAACCAGAAAGGACCCCAGCCUUCAACCCCAGGAGAGAGAUUGAUCUUUGUAAAACGAAUAGGCCCUUCCCCCAAGGCUUUACAAGGGAGCCAAUAAAAAGGCUUUUCUUGCCUAGUUGUUUCUCCAAACUUCCUUUUAGGAGGUCUGCUCCAUGCUUGGAAACCCAGUAAGAUUUAUAAGAUUAACAUCUACAUGGACUGAAAUCUGUCAUUAGGUAAUGCGUGCCCUUCAGUAUUGUAUUAUAAUGAUAAGCCUUGAUACUAAAAGAAAAAAAUCACAACUUCCCUGACAAACUGAUAAAGAUCAGGAGAUGAAGUUUGCCAUUUUGUUGGCUGGACUAAGAGGCACUUUUAUAUGUUUUUAAAGUUUUAUUAGAUUCAUAUUUUUCUCAUACUUGCUUUAUACAACUAAUCUGUUUUUUCUAAAUGCAUAGGUUUCAUUUUGCUUUACUGUGUUAAGCUUUCUCAUUUUUAAGGAAAAGUUUCCAUAGUUGAAACAGUAGUUAGCCAAUCACAUUUGUCAAUUUCUGUCCAAAUUAGGAAAGGAAUUCAAAUUCUGCAGAUCUUGAAAAUUAAUACUUUCUCAUAAGGCUAGGCUGUGAGAAGAGAAACCUAUUUCUCCCUACCCUUAUUAUCUGAUCUGGUGUCAGAAAUUUUCUUGCAGCUGGAUUCUCCAUGCAUUUUUUACAACUAGGCUGAAACCUCCAAAUUGUCUUACUGGCCAACUGCCCACCAUUUAUAUAAAUAAAUGAAAAAAAUAAAUUGCUUAAUAGUCUGAUCCUAACUGUACUAGUUGGUUCAGGUAUGUGUUAGCCUUGGGCUCAUGUUCACUAUCCUUAUUCCUAGCAAUUGGUGAUAUUUGAACUUAAAGGACAUUCUAGGCUAAUUAUUUUAUUGUUAGAGUACAAGCCAGGAUCACAAGCCACAAUUUUGAUCUCAGUUUCUUUAAUUAACAGAGUAAACUAAUCAGAGUUCUAUUGCGUUUGAAUCUAACAGAGCUCUGGUUAUUUAAAAGCCAAAAUUAUUAUGAACUCACAAGUAAUUGAGAUUGGAGCUGCUUUUCCAAAGCAGAUGCCAUCCAGACUGUCCUAUAACCCCUAUUAACCUCAUUUAGCUUUACUGUUUUGUAAGAAUUGGAGGAGUUCUAGAUAGGAGAAUAUCUGGGAGAAUAUCUAUGCCCAAGGCUCUCAUAUACUGCUAAAUUGUACAUGGAGUUUAUGUCCAAGUAAAAUGGCUGCUUUGUCAUCAGAUACAGAACUGGGAAGCUCACAGCACUACAACCCUUUAAUGGUGGAACGUUUUAAUGUAACAGUAGGAGAAAAGCUGUAGAAUUGAGAGGAGUUGAGAAAUGCAAGCUUUUGAAAUUAAGCCCAACCCCAAAGCAAAAUUGUGCAAGUAAGUCACAAAUGUUUUGCAGAUUCUUUAUUCUUUUAUAUUUGUGCUUCUUCUAUAACUAUUGAAAUGUCUUUCAUAGGUGCCAGUUUUCACUGUUCUGUUAAUUACUUUGAACUUUUAAAGAUAUUUUCUCAAAGUAUCAAUAGUUAAAUUUAGAAUUCCUUGUUUGGGAUGCAAAUAAGUAGAUGUUAGUUUGUUUUUAAAGAAUAAAGGUUAGUUCAUAAGAAUUAUCAACCAGUUACUGAUUACUUGUUAAUUGCCUUGCUGAAUGAUGCGCACGUACAAACCUGGAGUUCUCUUGGUGCUGUUUUUAACACAGUAGCAAGGCAUUUAGCAACGAAAGCAAAAGAAGAACUUGUUUUAUUAUUCCACCAAGAGCAUAUCAUUUGAACCAGCAGAGUUAUAAUUUCUAUAAUUUGAGUUUCUCUUGAAGAAGGAAUCCUAAGUCAGCAAUGUUUUGUGGACCUGGGGGUUCCAAUGCAAAGAUGAAACAUUAGAAGCACCUUGCCUGUUUCAGGGAAAAGAGAGCUCCGUGCAUGCUACAACAUCCAUCCACUCACGGAGAGACUGCCAAACAGACUAAAGUACAACCAGGCUUCUAGAUUCCCAGGAAGUAAUACCGUUUCUGCAUUGAGACAAUCACAGUAUGAAAAUCCUGAAUGAAUUGAGCUCAGCCAACUUAUGAAAAUAAUUGGUUUGUUGAAUAUUUAACUUAUACUCUUAAUUUCAGAAGUAAAGUUUUAUAUUUAUUUAGUUGUUAUGUUAUCAUACAUAUAUUUAUUUAUUUUCACAGAAAAUAUACCUGUUUCUUUGGUAAAUUCUGUAUAUAAGAUUUAUUUUCGUGCAAUUAGUGGUCACAAAUAGUUUUUUUCUUACUGUCUCUGUUAAUAGCACAUGUCAUUUUAAAGGCAAUAUUUGUCCUCUGGAAGAUUUGAUCUGUUAAAUUCUUUGAUAUGUAAAACAUGCUUUAACAGCUAUGUGCCCAAAAUGUGCUGCACUAUACUUUCUUAGAAAUAAAAUUAUAUAUACACCACA
Molecule: messenger RNA, 5959 nt
Organism: Python bivittatus (Burmese python)
Lineage: Eukaryota; Metazoa; Chordata; Lepidosauria; Squamata; Pythonidae
Gene: RASEF
Product: RAS and EF-hand domain containing
Molecular function (GO): GTP binding; GTPase activity; calcium ion binding
Source: RefSeq, a predicted model, not a curated record